AUGCGAAGAGGAAUCACAACUGCGCAAAAGUGUUUUAAAACAGAAGAAGCCUUGCCCGCGAAAGUAUGCUCCGACCUUGUCAAUUCACUUGAGUUGGCUCAUUCGGCUGGAAUCUUGCAAUGCGAUUUGCGAAGGAGCAACUUUGUCCAAUUCACAGGUUCAUGGCAACUGAUUGACUAUAGUUUGUCAGCUGAAGUCGACUCUGAAGCUGAUUAUGAAUUGGAACCUGGAUCACAAGCCGAUUGUGCUGGUAAUCACAUAAAGACACUGCACGCACUGGAAUUACCAAUUCAGUGGACGAAAGUUGACGACUACCAAAUGCUGAUUGCCAACAUUUGCCCAGCACCAAGCUAA
This is a messenger RNA of Seminavis robusta, 354 nucleotides long. The record is from the annotation of a GenBank genome assembly. NCBI's taxonomy places the organism in Eukaryota, Bacillariophyta, Bacillariophyceae, Naviculales, Naviculaceae.